CAGUCACCAGUAUAGUUGUAUUUGUUUAAAAUGGCUUUUUAUUAUAAAUAAUCUGCAAUUGCAAACUGAGUGAUGAGACUCGAGAAUAUUUGACAGUACUGUAAAAAGCUCGAGACUUCUUAGGUCACAUGAGUGGAAACAGAGGCUAGGCCGCCGACGCAGCCAUCAGUGUUGAUCGAGUGAGAGCCAGCUAGUUAGCUAACUGCCAUCGAAGCCAAACAAUAGACAACUAGAAAAAAGCUAUCAACCAUCACAGUCCUCGGAUGUGUUCUUCAAAACUUGCCAACCGUAAGCUGGUUUAAUGUUGACUACUCUUCACAUUAUAAUGACCGACACGUGACUAAGGACCCGGCCACUGUCUGUAACACUUGAUCCGGGCCAGCAGAGACCGUAGGAGGCUUCACUAACUCACGGGUUUCAGAAUAUCUACACUGAGCAGUAAAGUUCCUAUUCUCCAGAGGAAGAGUCCACUGUCAUUUAAGAGCCAUGACCGCUAAGUCAUCCCUGCUGAAAGUCAUCCUGCUGGGAGAUGGAGGAGUGGGGAAGAGCUCCCUCAUGAACCGCUACGUCACCAACAAGUUUGAUACGCACCUCUUCCACACCAUCGGCGUGGAGUUCCUCAACAAGGACCUGGAGGUAGACAGCCGUCUGGUCACCAUGCAGAUCUGGGACACGGCUGGACAGGAGCGUUUCCGCAGCCUCAGGACUCCCUUCUACCGCGGCUCCGACUGCUGCCUGCUCACCUUCAGCGUGGACGACAACCAGAGCUUCCACAACCUGGCCAACUGGAAGAAGGAGUUCAUCUACUACGCCGACGUCAAGGAGCCCGAGAAGUUCCCCUUCGUGGUGCUGGGGAACAAGGUGGAUGUGACGGAGAGGCAGGUGUCUACUGAGGAUGCUCAACAGUGGUGUCGGGAUAACGGCAAUCACCCUUACUAUGAGACCAGUGCCAAGGAUUCCACCAACGUAGCUAUAGCCUUUGAGGAGGCGGUGCGGAAUGUGCUAGCCAUGGAGGAAAGGGCAGACCACCUCAUCCCCACAGACACAGUUAACCUCCACAGAAAGCCCCGCUCCAGUGCUUCCUGCUGUUGAUAUAAUGUAGGGCCUACAACCUAUAAAGAACUGGAGCUAGGAAGACACACACAGGCUUAUCAACACUCAUGCUCUCUCAAAUACUGUAUGCAAGUACUGGCUAGUGUCAGUGGAUGAUAAUCAACUGGGUAUGUUGGUCUCUGGACUCAUUGAUGUAAAGAGGGUACUGAAGAAGGGUAUUAUUAUAAUUUCAAUCUGUGCCAUCUUUGAUUGAUAUAUAUCUUAAAACAUUACAUUAUAUUAUUACAACAUAUAUAUUUACAAAGUUUCAUUUCCAAUUCAUGUUACACACUCAAAGUACCCUUUUUUUGUAGAAAGUGUUUCUUACACUGUGACUGAAACCAAGGUUGAGAUGAGCUGCCUUAACAGUGAAAAUAUAUUUGAUUCCAUUCAAAAUGUAUUGAGGACCUUAUCCAGAGAUAUGACCCCAAAUGUGAUACUUUAAAAGCAAGUCACUUUAAUCAACUGACCUGAAUGGGAUUAGGAAUAUACAUAAUAUAUUCAUAUUUAUAACAUCAAUGUUGAUACAAAGCAGAGUAAUUUAUGAAGUAUUUUUAUUUGAUGAAGUUCAAGGUCUACUGUCACUACUUUAUUGUACAGAGGGAGAAAUAUAAGCAGAAAUUAAGGCAUUUGUGAUUUCUUACUGUUUAUUAGAGGUGCUGGUAGCUGAGAAUUCUAUAUAACUUGCUGGCCUUGCAAUAUUUGUUCUGAACAUACCGUAAUUAAUAAGUUAUCAUUAUGUAAUGGACUCCAUGUUUUAACACCUGCACAGCACGACAAGAGAUAAGGAAUGUUCAAUAAAUAGUUGAGUUGG
Messenger RNA from Coregonus clupeaformis (lake whitefish), 1906 nucleotides. Its product is annotated as ras-related protein Rab-9A. Gene Ontology annotation, biological process: retrograde transport, endosome to Golgi; Rab protein signal transduction. Gene Ontology annotation, molecular function: GTPase activity; GTP binding. The transcript has 4 exons. Gene Ontology annotation, cellular component: lysosome; late endosome; phagocytic vesicle. The record is from RefSeq and is a predicted model, not a curated record. NCBI's taxonomy places the organism in Eukaryota, Metazoa, Chordata, Actinopteri, Salmoniformes, Salmonidae. Bases 487 to 1092 code for a protein of 201 amino acids.